Molecule: messenger RNA, 1971 nt
Organism: Diospyros lotus (date-plum)
Lineage: Eukaryota; Viridiplantae; Streptophyta; Magnoliopsida; Ericales; Ebenaceae
Product: probable protein kinase At2g41970
Exons: 8
Coding region: 360-1457 (365 amino acids)
Biological process (GO): protein phosphorylation
Molecular function (GO): ATP binding; protein tyrosine kinase activity
Source: RefSeq, a predicted model, not a curated record
GGACGUGCAAUAUGAAGACGCGCACGUCUGGUUGAAAGCCGUUACAGCUCUCGCAACCGACUUUCCCGCGAAGCAGAGAGAGAGAGAGAGAGGGAGAGAGAAAGAAGCCAUUUUCAGAGAUAGAGAGAGAUCAGAGAGAGAGGGAGAGAGAGAGAAGCACAGAAAUCUCUUCAAUUUCUUUCUCUGCCCGUCUUUCCCCAGUUUCUCUCUCGCAGACAUUCUCUGAUUCCCUUUCCUGGAUCAAUCUCGAUUGCGCCGCUUUGGAUUUCGGUUGGCUACAAAUCCAUUCAGGGCUUCUCUUAUAUGUGAUUUAUUGAAUCCAGCUAGUUGUCGAGAUUGCUCCGCCUGACAAUUGAACUAUGUUCUGCUGCGGAGGUGGGGAAGAAGAAGACUACGGAGUGCCUGUGAACCAAUACACAGACCCACCUAAAGGGGGGAAUACUUAUGGUGCCGGAAGUGGAAGAGGAGAGCCAAGGAGUCAUGCUGCUGUACGAAGUGGUCCUCCGAAGGUUUUACAUAUUGAGACACCAGCUUUGUCACUUAAUGAGUUAAACAGGUUGACCAGUAACUUUGGAUCAAAAGCUUUGAUAGGGGAAGGUUCAUAUGGGCGGGUUUUCUUAGCAAAACUAGCCAGUGGCCAGCAGGCAGCAAUCAAGAAGCUUGACACUGGUUCUUCACCUGAGCCAGACAAUGAAUUUGAAGUUCAGUUAUCAGUAGUGUCAAGGCUUAAGCAUGAGCAUUUUGUGGAGUUAUUGGGCUACUGCCUGGAGGCAAAUAAUCGAAUCUUGGUGUAUCAAUAUGCGACGAUGGGCUCUUUGCAUGAUGUAUUACAUGGAAGGAAAGGUGUACAGGGGGCUGAACCAGGUCCAGCUCUCACCUGGAAUCAGAGAGUUAAAAUUGCUUUUGGUGCAGCUAAAGGACUAGAGUAUCUACAUGAAAAAGUUCAACCUCCUAUUGUUCAUCGCGAUGUCAGAUCAAGCAACGUCCUGUUGUUUGAUGAUUUUUUGUCGAAAAUAGCUGAUUUCAACUUGACGAAUCAGUCUUCUGACACAGCAGCUCGACUGCAUUCCACAAGGGUCUUGGGGACAUUUGGCUAUCAUGCCCCAGAGUAUGCCAUGACAGGGCAGAUAACUCAGAAAAGCGAUGUCUACAGUUUUGGGGUUGUUCUUCUUGAACUCUUAACAGGGAGGAAGCCAGUGGACCAUACAAUGCCGAAGGGACAACAAAGUCUUGUUACUUGGGCAACUCCAAGAUUGAGUGAGGACAAAGUGAAGCAGUGUGUGGAUCCAAAGUUAAACAACGAUUAUCCACCAAAAGCAAUUGCCAAGAUGGCAGCAGUUGCAGCACUUUGCGUUCAAUAUGAAGCAGACUUUCGGCCAAAUAUGACGAUUGUCGUCAAGGCUCUCCAGCCACUUCUUAACUCAAAACCGGCAGGGCCAGACACUGGUGCAUCAUAGUACACACAUAUGUAAUGGAAAGAAACAACAAUAGGACCAAAGUUUUGCAUCUUCAGACUCUUCUGUCCUAUUGUGGGAAGUUCUUGUGUUAAUUGUUCUGCAUUACAGCAUGGUUCAGGGAAUAGUUUGGUAAUACCUGAUUCAAUAAUCCCCUGGAUUAUUGUAUUCCCCUGGAAGAAACAUCUUGAGUUUACUGAAACAGCCCACUCCAUUGUGGUCAGCUGUAUUAGAAGUAGUGAUGAAAUGCUUCCUCAUCUGUGAAACAACAGGCAAAGUAGCUUUGGAAAUAAUGAAUUUGUUUGGUUAAGGUCUCAAGAAAAAGAAAAGACUUGGGAGGAGGCAUUUGUUGAAUUGGUUCUAGAAAAUACUUUCAGAAAUUUUGUUAGUACUCUCUUUAACUACCUUGCAAUACACCACCUUAUGAAGGUUUGAUUGGUAUUUGUUUGUCAAUCUAACUGCAUGACAAAGAUGUUGCCUGCCUAUUACUAGUAUUUUGUCCAUGAAACUACCCAUG